Molecule: messenger RNA, 1786 nt
Organism: Trematosphaeria pertusa
Lineage: Eukaryota; Fungi; Ascomycota; Dothideomycetes; Pleosporales; Trematosphaeriaceae
Exons: 1
Coding region: 238-1530 (430 amino acids)
Biological process (GO): protein ubiquitination; negative regulation of gene expression via chromosomal CpG island methylation
Molecular function (GO): ubiquitin protein ligase activity
Source: RefSeq, a predicted model, not a curated record
CUCUCACCUUCCCAUCGCCACCUCUUGACUUAUCGACUCCCAACCUAUUCAUCUACGUGACAUCCGGAAGGAUGUAUCGUCUAACAUCGUGAGCCUUGCGUUAGCGAGACGGGCGACAUCCGCGAUCGAGAAAAGCAAACAAACAACGCACAGGAGUUUCGACAUCACAACCCAACGACCUACGACCUUGGUGCGACAUCACUUUGGACGGCAAUCGAUAGCCACUUUGUGCGCGACAUGGCCGGUCCCGCACAACUAUCGUUUCAGCCACCUUCACCUCCACCUUCAUCCGGCAAACAAAAUACGGAGGACGGAGUGCCGCUAGAUUUCGUUGCCAAGAAGACCCAAGGGAUUGCAGAUUCGGGGGAGGCGAAUCCCAUGCCGAAGGAGAGACGGGAGGCGAAGGUUACGAAGAGAAAGGAGUUUGUUGAUAGCAGUGGCAUGGGUUCCGAGAAAGCGAUAGAACAGGUUGCAGAGUCAUCGAAAGGUGCGGCUGCCGGAAAGCUAGUCAAGAACGAUAACGAGUACCCGUUGCCGUCGGAGCUGCCAGCAUGGUAUGCGAAGAUCAAGACCACGGACCGAGGUAUGAAAGAGCUAGGCAAGCGGCCCAGUUCGCUCGCGACGCAGGCCUUAACGGCCCUGUCAAGCAUGAACGGAUGCAUGGAUCGCUGCGAACAGCAGGGCGUAAGCCGUGCCCAGCUCGGAAAGCUCUUCGAAGAGCUGCGUGACCAAGUGCACAAAGCAGAGAUCACGCUUAAGAUUGACCGCUUCAUCGUCCGCAAGACGAGGUUCCUCGACCCGGAAUACGGGCUGCCUCGCAUCUUCGCUUCCAAGAAGGUGGACUUCCCAUGGGAUCUAAAGGCCGACGCCUGGCAGCUCUAUAGCCGAUGGCGCCAAGAGGUCUUUGAGGUUGACAUUUUAAGAGGUAUCAAAAUUGCUAGAGAAACUGACCGCGGUGGUGACCGCAUUGAUCCUACCUACAAGGGUAGACAAUACGCCGAUUUCUACGGGCAGGGCCACCUGGUGCUUGGACAGUGGUGGCCGACGCAGCUGUGCACAGUCCGAGAUGGAGCCCACGGCAAUCCUCAAGGCGGUAUAUACGGCAAGAAGGAGAAAGGAGCUUACUCUAUCGUCCUUUCAGGGGGAGAAUCAACCGACGAGGACAAUGGAACCGAUAUCUGGUACACCCCCACGGACAGCACGGUCCGCAUGAUCGAAUCAUGUGAUUCAGUGCAUAAUCCCGUGCGCGUCAUUCGAUCACACCAGCUGCCGAAACGUAACCGUUAUCGACCGGUAGUUGGCCUGCGAUACGAUGGCCUUUACGAGGUCGUCGAGAAGAAGCCGGUUGAUACAGAGAAGGCGGCGUACAAGUUCCAUCUGGUCAGGUGCAAGGACCAGCAUCCGAUUCGCUGUGAAGACAACGCGGCCCGACGGCCGACGCGUUUUGAGAUUGCCGGGGACGACGAGCGGCUCCACAGAAGGGCUCUGCGCGAGCUUGCAGAAUUAAAGGCACGGCGUGAGGCUGAAUAGAAGGCCAGGGAAGAAGCUACUGUUUGUCUUCCCAUCGCCAUGCAGAAUAAACAUAUUCUAAUGCCUCUGGACAACAGAAGAAGGGCUCCGGCUCUAGCUAAACACCAGGGAGCCUCUUUGCGGCAGCCGCCUCCAAAGAUAAGCUCGACCCGUCUCUGCGCGACUUCCCUAGGAGGGAAGCACCGACUGGCCCCAAUAAUCAAGCGUGUUCAUACAGUACUAAGCCAAAAGUCUGUUCGCAGCAGGGGUUAGCGAG